AGCAAAGGAGACUGAGCGCCUGUCUCCACGUCUCUUUCUCCAUGGCAACGUUUCUCUGUGACAGUGGGUGUCUGGUGUGGUCACAGCGUCUAGAGGCUUACUAGAUGCGCCCUCAGGGGCAUAUUUAACUAGGACAGGCAUCUCAUUUCCAAGCUCAUCCUCAGCAAAUACAACGGUUGUUGUGGGAGCUCUACCUUGCAGACUAGUGACUCGAUUGGGCGGUACUGCUGAAAGCACAGCCACGAAGACAUUCACCCCUCCCUGGAGUGAAAUCUCAUUAGCCUUACCUCAAAACAGAUACAGACAAGAACCCAGACACAGGAGGAGUAUUUGCUGAUUUCACAAACCCACUCAAGCAUUUAAAUCACGAAGCAGGCAUAUUCUUCUCUCAGUCUGUUACCAAUUUCACUUCCUUUAUCUGUUUUUCUGCUUCUCUUGUCCUGAUUUUCAAGGAACAUGCAGAAUCUUGGAAACGAAACUCCACCUUCUCAGACCAUUUCACUUUUUGACUUUUCCUCUUCACUCACUAACUUUUAGCUCUGAAAAAACUGUGAGCUCAGUGUAUCUCCUCUUUAACAGCACGACCAGAACUCAGUGUAUGUGGCAUAAGUGAAAUGGCACACUGAACAGAACACAGGCACUUGACUGAGGGCCAGACCUCAGGGACUGGUGUGUCCUGACCAGCUAGUGGGCAACAAAAUUUCUUCGGUUUAGAACUGCAAAGCUGAGGUCAAAUGACAAAGGGCUAACUUUAAUCAUCUUAAUAACAAACUGAAAAAAUAAAAUCCCCAUUUUUUUAAAUUAAAGAAUCUGAAUGACUUUGAGGUAGAUACGCUGUUUGCAGAUAAUGAGAUAAUUGUGUGUAAGAUAUAAAACAUAACACAACGGAGGGGAAGAAAGCACUGCUUUGAAAUUAUCUUCCUUUAAAUUCAGAUGGAAAAUUAAGAACAUGUCCACAUGGGCUCACUUCUUUGAGGAUGAACUUGGCGGCCGAUGGAAGGAGUCCACGCCCUAAUGGAGCAGCAAACUACAAAAGCCGGAAUUUUGUGGGAGUGUCACUGUAUGGAAACACUGUUCCAGCUGGGGUGUCUCCAAAGGGCUCAGUGUAAUUCCAGGACCAGAACAUUGCCAGCCAGCCCGCCCUACACUUAAUGACUCCUAAAUGCUCUUGGGCUUCUAAAGAAGCGCCAUGGCCUGUACCGCUGUCAUGAUUCCUGGGUGGCUGCAGGGCUGUGCCAGGGCCAUCUGCACGCAGGCUGCUUCGUGGAGAUCGCCGCCCAGCGCUGUGCGCCACCUUACCCUCAGCAGCAUGAUGAAAUCCAGAAGGAAGACUGACCACUUGGAGAGAACUGCAGAUGUCGUUCGACGGGAGGUGGUGUCGGCCGCGAAGGUGUGUGACACUGCAGAUGAGUCCCCGUCGGUGAAGAGGCUCCGCCUUCUUGUGGCGGAUAAAGGCUUCUCCUUCAAAGCUGGCCAGUGGGUUGAUUUCUUCAUCCCAGGAGUAUCUGUGGUUGGUGGGUUCUCCAUAUGCUCCAGCCCUAGACUGCUAGAACAAGACAGAAUGAUAGACUUGGCAGUGAAGUAUACGAACCACCCUCCUGCUCUCUGGGUUCACAAUCAGUGUGCACUUGGCUCUGAAGUGGCCGUGAGAGUGGGUGGAGAGUUCUUCUUUGACCCUCAGCCUGCGGACGCCUCUAGGAACCUGGUGUUGAUCGCAGGGGGAGUCGGAAUCAACCCUCUGCUUUCCAUCCUGCGGCACUCAGCCGAUCUCCACAGAGAACGGGCCGACAAAGGAAGCGGGUAUGAGAUGGGGACGGUCACACUCUUCUACAGCGCGAAAAACACCAGCGAGCUCCUGUUUAAGAAAAAUAUCCUCGAUUUAGUCAAUGAAUUUCCCGAGAAGAUGGCGUGCAGUUUGCAUGUCACGAAACAGACUGCACAAAUCAGUGCAGAACUCAAGCCGUACAUCACGGAAGGAAGAAUCACGGAGAAGGAGUUAAGUGAUCAUAUUUCGAAGGAGACUUUGUUCUACAUUUGCGGCCCACCUCCGAUGACAGACUUCUUCUCCAAGGAGCUGGAAGACCGCCACGUGCCCCCGGAGCACAUUUGCUUUGAGAAAUGGUGGUAGGAGCUGGCCGAGGCGGGAAAGGGAGCGUCAGGGCCACUCAGGACAGUGACAGAUAGUACGUUCUGUGAUUCCUGGCAGGAUGAGUUGACCUCUCCCCAGUCUUAGGUUUUUAAGGCUGUGAACUAAGUGACCAGUUGGUGAAUAAAAGGAAAACCGGCUGACAGUCUUAAGUGAUAAACUUUUUGCAAAAGCCUCAUUGAUUAAACUCUUUCUUACCAUGUUGAGUUGCUUUUAUGAGUCACUGAUUAUCUCAGGCCGUACCUCAAAUUGGUCAAUACAGAUUUUCUUUCCCCUUAAGGAAAAGAAAGACAUAUCCAUAUAUUUCAUCCUAUGAAGAUAUGGUUUUGUGGGUGACAUAUAGGCUAUCUUUAAAUUAUUUGACAACAAUCUGUGUAUCUUACGUUGAAUAAACUUAAACCUAUUCUUAA
Molecule: messenger RNA, 2556 nt
Organism: Camelus dromedarius (Arabian camel)
Lineage: Eukaryota; Metazoa; Chordata; Mammalia; Artiodactyla; Camelidae
Gene: OXNAD1
Product: oxidoreductase NAD binding domain containing 1
Exons: 9
Coding region: 1190-2128 (312 amino acids)
Cellular component (GO): mitochondrion
Molecular function (GO): oxidoreductase activity
Source: RefSeq, a predicted model, not a curated record